GAUGAGUAAGCAAGAGGAAGACUCAAAAUUAUAAUUAAUUGAAUCAGCGUUUGAAUGCAACAUAUGUUUAGAGAUAGCAACAGAGCCUAUCUUAACAAAUUGUGGACAUCUAUUUUGCUGGCCUUGUAUAUAUAGCGUAUAUAGAAAAAAAUAACAUAAUUAGUGGCUUAAUUCAAAUCAAGAAUUUCUAACAUGCCCAGUUUGUAAGAAUGGUUGCUCUAAAAAUUCUUUAAUUCCUUUAUAUUCAAAGGAUGAAACUAAAACUAAGUAUUUUCAUUUAGAAUAAUUAGCAAACCUCGCGAUCCUAACAUACCCCCAAGACCUAAACCAGGUAGAAACGAUCCAGUUAGAAAUACCAAUCAACUUGGCCAAAAUAAUUUGGCCAAUGGAGCCAUGAUUGCUGGUUAUGGAUUAUUUCCAUCUCUUUUUAAUCUUAUUUGUAUUAAAGAUGGUGAUAUUGAAAAAGAUGAAAGACAUGAAAGUAAUUAAGACCAAUAUUAUUUUUAGAUGAAGCAACUGUUGAAAUAGAGAAUGUGAGAAAACUUAAGGCCAUUUUGUAUUUGUUGAUUUUGUGUUUAAUAAUGAUGAUUGUGUUUUACUUUUGA
Paramecium octaurelia is the source of this 605-nucleotide messenger RNA. The record is from the annotation of a GenBank genome assembly. Lineage: Eukaryota; Ciliophora; Oligohymenophorea; Peniculida; Parameciidae.